Molecule: messenger RNA, 2416 nt
Organism: Pezoporus occidentalis (night parrot)
Lineage: Eukaryota; Metazoa; Chordata; Aves; Psittaciformes; Psittacidae
Gene: NFE2L1
Product: NFE2 like bZIP transcription factor 1
Exons: 4
Coding region: 1-1959 (652 amino acids)
Biological process (GO): regulation of transcription by RNA polymerase II
Cellular component (GO): nucleus
Molecular function (GO): RNA polymerase II cis-regulatory region sequence-specific DNA binding; DNA-binding transcription factor activity, RNA polymerase II-specific
Source: RefSeq, a predicted model, not a curated record
AUGGCUCCAGGGGCGGAUGGAUGCGAGGCGGCCCCGGGCGGGCCCAAGCGGGUGUCCACGGGCGGCGGGGCGGGGAAGGAGCCGCAAAGCCGCGGUGGGGACCCCCGGGAGGCGAACGGGGCACGGGGAGAGGGGGGUGGAGCCGGGGUUGAAGGGCUGGCGGUGGUUGUCUUGCAGGACAUCGAUUUGAUUGACAUCCUGUGGAGACAGGACAUCGAUCUGGGCGCCGGGAGAGAGGUGUUCGACUACAGCCACCGGCAGAAGGAGAGCGAAGUGGACAAAGAGCUGAGCGAUGGGGACGGCUGGAGGAGAGAGCUCCUGGCCAGGAACCUCUUAGUUGAUGGGGAGACCGGGGAGAGGUUCCCUGCGCAGGUGCCCGGUGCGGAGGAUCAGACAGCGCUGUCCCUGGAGGAGUGCCUUAGGCUGCUGGAGGCCACCUUCCCGUUCGGGGACAAUUCGGAGUUUCCAGCUGCGGAUGUGUCCACCCUGAGCGAAGCCGUGCCCGGCGAGAGCCGGCCCGCGGGCGGCCAGCCCGGCCUGCUCCCCCCCCUGCUCCCCGAGGCCGAGUCGCCCUUCGACCUGGAGCAGCAGUGGCAGGACCUCAUGUCCAUCAUGGAGAUGCAGGCUAUGGAAGUGAACACCACGACCGCCGAGCCCCUGUACAACGGCACGAGCGGGGACCUGCUGGCCUCCAACUACAGCCUCGCCCCCAACACUCCCAUCAACCAGAACGUCAGCCUGCAUCAGGCCUCCCUGGGUAGCUGCUCGCAGGACUUCUCCCUCUUCAGCUCCGAGAUCGAAAGCCCCUCCAUGGCCGGCGGCUCGGCCCUGCUCCAGCUGGCGCCGGACAACUCCACCGGCCUCAACACCACCUUCGGCUCCACCAACCUGAGCGGCAUCUUCUUCCCCCCGCAGCUCAACGGCACCGGCAAUGAGACAGCGGCCCCCGAGCUGCCCGACCCGCUGGGGGGGCUCCUGGAUGAAGCCAUGCUGGACGAGAUCAGCCUGAUGGACUUGGCCAUCGAGGAGGGCUUCAACCCGGUGCAGGCUUCGCAGCUGGAAGAGGAGUUUGACUCCGACUCAGGUCUUUCUCUGGAUUCUGGCCACAGUCCUGCUUCUCUGAGCAGCUCCGAAGCCUCCUCCUCCUCCUCCUCCUCUUCUUCCUCCUCAUCCUCUUCCUCCUCCUCCUCGUUUUCCGAGGAAGGAGCCGUCGGCUACAGCUCCGACUCUGAAAACGUGGACUUUGAAGAAGCGGAAGGGGCGGUUGGAUACCAGCCAGAGUACAGCAAGUUCUGCCGCAUGAGCUACCAGGACCCAUCGCAGCUCCACUACCUGCCUUACCUGGAGCAUGUUGGCCACAACCACACCUACAACAUGGCCCCGGGGGCCCUGGAUCCCGAGGAGCCCAAACUGCCCAGCACCGGGAAGAAGAGCAGCAAGGAGAAACCGUCCGAGUUCCUGGACAAGCAGAUGAGCAGGGACGAGCAUCGCGCCCGCGCCAUGAAGAUCCCUUUCACCAACGACAAGAUCAUCAACCUGCCCGUGGAGGAGUUCAACGAGCUCCUCUCCAAGUACCAACUCAGCGAGGCUCAGCUCAGCCUCAUCCGCGACAUCAGGAGGCGAGGCAAGAACAAGAUGGCUGCGCAGAACUGCCGCAAGAGGAAGCUGGACACCAUCCUCAACUUGGAACGGGACGUGGAGGACUUGCAACGGGACAAGUCCAAACUGCUCAGGGAGAAAGUGGAAUUCCUUAAAUCCAUCCGCCAGAUGAAGCAGAAGGUGCAGAACCUGUACCAGGAGGUCUUCGGCCGCCUGCGGGAUGAGAACGGGCAGCCCUACUCGCCCAGCCAGUACGCGCUGCAGUACGGCACCGACGGCAGCGUGCUCCUCAUCCCGCGCGCCGCCGCCGAGCAGCCGGUGCGGCGCCAGGACCGCAAACAGAAGGACCGGAGGAAGUGACGGGAUGGGCGCCGCGGGAGGAGCGGGACACUCGUUCAACUGGGAGAACUGGAGAAGGGCUGAGCCUGGAAGUACUUAGAGGAACUUUCAAUGCCUUCUUAUCCGAUCCUAUCUUCUCAAAACCACGACCCACACCAACCCAACCCACACGAGCAAAGGGGACUGCUGCCGGCGGGAGACACUGCGGGACCUGCGGGCGGAGCGCUGGGGGCUGCCCGCCGCCGGAAUUCCACAGCUUUGGAAUCCUUUGAGCGCAGGACACGAGCUGGCAGCACUGGCGGUGGGCUUGGCAGAGGCGGAUAAACAAACUACUGUUAGGAACUGGCUUUAAAUAAGAGAAACAAAAAAGAGAUUUAAGCAAAUGAACUUAAACCAAGUGAUAGGAGAGACAUUUUCUGAACUUCCAAAGUUCUGUGAUUUCAGGUAGUUGGUUUAUUAUUAUUUUUCCUUUUCCCUA